AUGUCUUACGAUAGCAUUUUCGAAAACCUAAACUCUCACGGACAAGGCCACUUAUUAAAAUACUGGCCAGAUCUCACCGAAAAAGAGCGCGCUCAACUAUUGAGCGAUUUAAAAAAAAUCGAUUUUGCCGAAGUGAACGAAUUAUUCCGCCGCGCUAACGAUACAAGUAAAGUUAUUCUAGAAGAAAAAGUUGAAGAUUUAAAGCCUAUUCCGGACUCUCAUUAUGAAGCAGUGCCUAAUUUGAGUAACGAAAAAAUUUUGGAGUACGAAAAUAUUGGUCUGAAAGAAAUUAGUGAUGGGAAAGUUGGUGUUUUGUUGCUGGCCGGUGGACAGGCGACUCGACUUGGAUUUGGCCACCCGAAAGGUAUGUACGAUGUCGGUUUACCAUCGAGAAAAACUCUAUUCCAAAUUCAAGCGGAGAGGAUUGUCAGAGUGCAACAAAUGGCUGCUGAGAAGUAUGGAAAGGAGGGAAAAAUUACCUGGUACAUUAUGACUUCAGAACACACGAGGGGCCCUACCGCUGACUAUUUCAGAAGUCAUAACUACUUCGGUCUGAAUGAGGAAGAUAUUGUAUACUUCGAGCAGGGAACUCUCCCAUGCUUUGAUUUUGAAGGAAAAAUAUUUUUAGAUGAGAAAUACCAUGUUUCAUCUGCUCCGGAUGGCAACGGAGGACUAUACAGAGCCUUAAAAAAUCAGGGAGUAUUGGCUGAUAUAGCGAAACGAGGUGUAGAGCAUCUCCAUGCUCAUUCAGUUGACAAUAUUCUUAUUAAAGUGGCCGAUCCAGUGUUUAUUGGCUACUGUAAGAGCAAAAAUGCUGAUUGUGCAGCCAAAGUCGUACAGAAGUCCACACCAAGUGAAGCCGUAGGUGUUGUUUGCAGAGUAAAUGGUCACUACAAGGUAGUGGAGUACUCUGAACUUACCGAUGAAGCUGCAGAAAGCAGAACAGCUGACGGCAGACUCACAUUCUCCGCAGGAAACAUCUGCAACCACUACUUCUCAUCACAAUUCUUAACAAAAAUCUGCAAUUUUGAAUCGAAACUGAAACUCCAUGUUGCUAAAAAGAAGAUUCCUUACGUAGACCAUGAAGGAGUCCGUCAGAAACCUACAGAACCGAAUGGCAUUAAGAUGGAGAAAUUCAUCUUUGAUGUAUUUGAAUUUGCUGAGAACUUCAUCUGUUUAGAAGUAGCAAGAGAUGUGGAAUUCUCCGCUUUAAAGAACAACGAUGCCGCUAAAAAAGACUGUCCAUCAACUGCUCGGGAGGACCUCCUAAGAUUACACCGUAAAUAUGUUAGAGAAGCCGGUGGUAUUGUUGAAGACAACAUAGAUGUAGAGAUCUCUCCAUUGCUAUCUUACGGUGGUGAGAAUCUAGAGGACCUGGUCAGCGGAGAAGUCUUCGCAAUCAGUCCGUACCAUCUGAAGAGCAUGCAGGAGUCUACGGCCAAUGGGAAUGGAGUUAACGGUACCAAUGGAUCUAACGGUACUCAUUAA
Spodoptera littoralis (African cotton leafworm) is the source of this 1488-nucleotide messenger RNA. NCBI's taxonomy places the organism in Eukaryota, Metazoa, Arthropoda, Insecta, Lepidoptera, Noctuidae. The record is from the annotation of a GenBank genome assembly.